AUGUUAUUGCAAGUCAUGAUCUCUACGCACUCAUUGUUCCGUUACCAUGGAAACAAUAUUUCCAUGGAAACAAGUUGCCAUAGAAACUGUGAUUUGCAGGACUUAAGUCUGUAUACAGAAAGUAUAGGAAUAAGAGUUAGAGCUAGGAAAAAGAGAAAGAAAUACAUGCAAAACAUAUUGUAUUAUUCUUUUAAAGAUAUUCUAACUGUUCAUCAAGCAAGGAUUCCCUUAACAAUAAUUUACAAAAAAGGCUCAAUUGGGUAA
Messenger RNA from Pneumocystis jirovecii RU7, 264 nucleotides. RefSeq lists its product as uncharacterized. The coding region runs from base 1 to 264 and encodes 87 amino acids. The transcript has 3 exons. The record is from RefSeq and is a predicted model, not a curated record. Lineage: Eukaryota; Fungi; Ascomycota; Pneumocystomycetes; Pneumocystales; Pneumocystaceae.